Molecule: messenger RNA, 4256 nt
Organism: Anopheles stephensi (Asian malaria mosquito)
Lineage: Eukaryota; Metazoa; Arthropoda; Insecta; Diptera; Culicidae
Product: 1-acylglycerol-3-phosphate O-acyltransferase Pnpla3-like
Exons: 10
Coding region: 605-2305 (566 amino acids)
Biological process (GO): lipid homeostasis; triglyceride catabolic process
Cellular component (GO): membrane; lipid droplet; cytoplasm
Molecular function (GO): triacylglycerol lipase activity
Source: RefSeq, a predicted model, not a curated record
CGCGACCCCAACUAACGGUCAGCUUUCAGUCUACUUCCGGACGAGCGAGCCGAGUGAUCGUGUGUGCGCGUCGCAGCAGUUCAACCGCCAUUUUCAACCUCCUACCGCCGUACGAAGUCUCUUGCCUUCCCAUAAUCCUGUCACAAACGAUCUCCCCGGCCGUUACCAAGGUUUUCGAGGAGAAACCCUUCGCGUGACAGACAGAAUGUAAAUUAUCCCGCUGGAGGCAAGGUUUUUGUUUUUGUGUUUGUGUGGAAAACCAGUGAAAACUCAAGGUGGGAACAAGUGUACAUGGUCGUAACAGUUGAAAAAUAAUCGUUAAAACUAGCGUAAACGAUCACAGGAGAGUUCAAGUGAAGAAAGUGUGUGUGUGUGCGGAAGGAAAUUAGUGUGAUUAACGAAGAGGCUUACGCUUAGGUAAGAUUCCUGCAAACGAAUAAAAUACUUGCGGUGGUUAUAAAGUUUUACGGCCCCAAAGCCUUACAAACCGCCGAAACGCGUGUGCGUCGUGUGUGUUUCUGUGCGUGAAGUGUAAGAUUUUCUCGGUGAUUGUGAUAGAAGUACGGAAAACACCAGCACUCGAUCCGCGGCAAUCCAUCCGAAAAUGAAUCUAUCGUUUGCCGGCUGCGGUUUUCUCGGCAUUUAUCAUGUCGGUGUUGCGGUCGCCUUCAAGAAGUAUGCACCCCAUCUGCUGCUGCACCGCAUCAGUGGCGCAUCGGCCGGAGCGUUGGCCGCCUGCUGUCUGCUCUGCGACAUGCCAUUAGGAGAAAUGACGUCGGAUUUCUUCCGCGUGGUCAACGAAGCCCGAUCACAUUCGCUGGGCCCGUUCAGCCCACGGUUCAACAUUCAGACCUGCCUGCUGGAAGGGCUGCAAAAGUUUUUGCCACCAGAUGCGCACGAACGCGUCAACGGCAAGCUGCACAUCUCGCUGACCCGUGUGUACGAUGGCAAGAACGUGAUCGUUUCACAGUUCAAUAGCCGCGAGGAUCUUCUUCAGGCUCUCCUUUGUGCCUGUUUUAUUCCGGUGUUUUCGGGCCUGUUGCCACCCCGCUUCCAUGGCGUGCGGUAUAUGGACGGUGCGUUCUCCGAUAACCUUCCGACGCUGGACGAGAACACGGUGACGGUCAGUCCGUUCUGUGGGGAAAGCGACAUCUGCCCGCGUGACAAUAGCUCGCAGAUGUUCCACGUCAACUGGGCCAACACUAGCAUCGAACUGUCCAAGGAAAACAUCAACCGUUUCGGUCGCAUUCUGUUCCCACCGAAGCCCGAAAUACUGUCCUCCUUUUGUCAGCAGGGAUUCGACGAUGCGCUCAACUUCCUGCACCGGAACAAUCUCAUCAGCUGCACCCGAUGUCUAGCGGUCCAAUCGACGUUCGUCGUCGCUGAGCAACCGUCCCCGAACCUGGAGGAACAGAUCCUGGAAGAGUACGAUCCGGAGUGCAGCGAGUGCAAAGAGUGUACGCAGCAUCGAAAGAACGCGCUGGUGGGAAGCAUGCCCGACAAUGUGCUGACUGUGUUCCAGACGUACAUCGAGCAGGCAAACAAGGGCCUAAUCAACUGGGUGUUCCGUCAUCGGGGCGGCAAGCUGCUGACUGCGCUUUCCCUUCCGGCAAUUCUACCAGCCGAUAUCGUGUGUGCCACGCUGACUAAAUUGGCAACAUUGGCCGUCCCUGACCGGCAGCGUUUUCUAGCGCAGCUCGAGAACCGUCUAGCGUACCGGCUAAUGGGUGCGGCACCAUCGAUAGGCAAACAGAUUUGGGCCAUGAGCGAGUUUGUGCUGAAGAACUUAAACACGAUCCUGCUGAAGGUGCGACGGCGGCAAAAGCAACAGCUGACAGCGAACCUACAGUGCCAGAUUGCUCUCACGGAGUACAACCAAACCAUGGCACAGCAGCAUCACCAGCACAGUCAUCGCAGCUCGAUCAUCGACAUGCGAAUGGAUGAUGGCAAAACUUUCAGCAAAGAGAUCACCCCGACCUACACCUCCGGACACCAUUCGGCGAUGGGCGAUAUCGACGCAUUCGAUCACAUACUGCAAGUAUCCUCGCAUCACGACGCAAUGUACGCUUACUACUACAUGGACGAAGACAAUAAGGUUAAGGUAACGGAGAUAUUCGAUAUGAGCGAAAGUGACAAUCCUGCGCUACAAACUGCCAACGAGCUUGAGGCAAACCAGCAGCUGGAGUUCGAUACCGACUGGGAAACAACACAGCCAGGUACAGGCCGGAAGAAACGUUAUAGUUGGACGUCCACCAUGGCACAUUGUAUUUCCUCUACACCAACUCGUACGGUGGAGACAAUAUAAUUGACAUCGAAGAGUUGAUCGAUCCCAGCAUCUUCAUGACUGGCAACCAUCAUCACCUCAUGAGCGGCAACAACAACAACAACAACAACAACAACAACACUGGCGGCCUUAGCACGCUCUCACAGUAUCCGAUCAACCCGUGGGAAUGCUCGCAAGUACAAAUUGAAGAGCUGUCAACCGACUUCAACGAUCCCUCGCUGGAACCGGAAGCGGACCAGCAGACCAGCCUCAUGUCCGAAUCGGCAACGCUGCUGCUAAGCAAACCUCCCUCUUCGUACUCGAUCGAGAUGUAAACCAUCAGCGCUGGCUCUCGCAAUCUCAACGCUACACGGCCAUACAGUUGAUAGUUUGACGUGAACAGCAACCACGUGAUCGUGCGAAAAGCACAAGCUCGUCGCAUAUCACAACCGGAGAGAGGGAGAGGUAACCGGCAGGGACCUUACUCGUGUCUGGGCGACACAAAAAAAAAACACAAAAGUUACCGGAAUGAUAUUACCAUUUAGUAGCGACCAAAGUUACCUUCCUUUUCGAGCCUCCUCCUCCUCCCCGGAUUCGCGGGCUGGUUGCUUGGAGGCGCUUCAAAAGCCAAAAAAAGAAGCAAGCAGUGCCAAAUCGACGCGGGACAGGAAAGUGGUUCCGUGCCCCGAGGAAAGCGUGGAGUGCACACGAAACAAAACAAGUGGGACCAAGGAUGGGAGCUGCGACUCCGCCGCGCGUGGUUUCACAAGACUUACAGGUGAACUGAUGUUUACACGAAAACAAACAAAAAAUGUACAUGAGUAGUUUUCGGGAUGGAUAUAGUACGAUAGCUGCAAGCAGGGACAUGCAUAGGUUUGCACGUAGGCAGGAACCUAUUAGGAGUAGGGAAGGCACUUUCUUUUGAUUUAAAAAAAAAACAAAAUGCGGCUCCAUCGCGUGCACGGUUCGAAUAGUAUGGCCAAGAUGGCGUACAUAGAGUAUUUUAUUUUGAAUUAUGUACGACCGUCCGGAUCAGAGUAUGCAAUGGCGUGUUCGGUACCGGCUGACUGUAUGACAUUUGAUGGUUGGGACGAUCGUACGGUACGUAACUAAUUUUAACGUAGAAUAAUUCUUCCUUCUUUCACCAUCUCUCUCUCGAUUUCAUUCUCAACCAAUUGUUCUACCAUUCUCCUCUCCGCUAGCGAGGAGACCUUUUAAAUCGCAACGUCAACCAAAAACAAUACAAAUUGAUACUUUCAUUUUCUAAGACAGCUUUCAGAAAGAGGCAACUUUUAAACGGAUGUGAUUUUGAAUGCAAGUAUAUGUAAGAACGAAGAAAAAAAAAAGAAACGUUAGGUGGUGCGUAGUGGUUAUGGUUCGUUUUUAGCAACCGAUUAAUUUAUCAGCAUCCCCCAUUCCCCGCUUCCUCACUUCCGGCUCGUCGCCGUGUUCCUUUUUCUCGCCUCGUCGUCGUGAAUGAUAUUAAGAAGAAAAAAAAACGAAAAAAAAACAUGAUUUUCACAAAAGGCUGUGCAAUAGAAACAAAGCUGUUUUGUUUAAAUGAAUCCAGAGCAGAGGAGGUGAGCAGUAAUAGUACCUGUAGAGGGGGAUAGACGGCGCGACUAAACAAAAGGCGAUAUAGGAAAAGUUUUUUUUUGUGUAGCCGGUGUGAGAAGCGUUUGAUUCCGUUUCCGUGCGUGUCCCGAUGCCAUGUAAAAGCGAUAGAAAAAAGCAAAAUUAUUUAAACAAAAAAUGGCUCGAACAAACAAAACAAAACGGUAACGGUACCGGGGAGCGCUAGAAAGGGGGAAAAGGACCAAAAGCGUUAUCGACAAGGGAAAAUAUGUAUUUUUGAAACCUAGUGUGUACGAUUGAACGAUCCCCUUGUCCAUCAGUUCCUAGCCGAGGGAAAAACGCGUGACAUUUUGUUUAUUUAUACGGUUCGAUUUAUCGAUAGAAUAUAUUUUGCGCGAAAUAAAGAAACGAAACAGAA